GUUUCGACUUUCGACCAUUCCAUUGCAURUUCCAACUGAAAAAUUGUAAUUAGUACUUUUAAGUUUUAAUAUYUUCAACAGUUUUAAGGACAUUUUCCAACAUGAUGCACCCUGCCGAAAUUGAGUUCAUGGCCGAAAAUGAGAUCAUUCAGAUUGUGCCAACAUUCAAUCACGCCGGCCACGUACACCUUAUUUGUGGUUCUUAUGGUCCGUUCCGAGCAGGUCUGCCGUUGAACGUUCCCAUUUGGGUGGCAUUGAAUCUGCGACAAAAAAAGACGUGUCGUAUCCUAGCUCCCGAUUGGAUGGCCGUCGAUAAGUUGCAAGAAAGACUUGAAGAAGAAAAAGCGUCUAAAUUUUUUACACAGCUACCAAGCAAUUUCUACCUGGAAAUUACACAGAUGUUAUUGACUGUAGCCAGUGAAGAUAUUCCGCAAGGGAACGAUAUAAAAACGGCAGUUAAAGAUCUAUGGGAUUUGAGAAUAGCAAAAUUAAGAUCUUCUGUUGAUUUAUUCAUUAAAGAAGGUCGUGUUCAAGCUUCUUUAAACCAUUUGACACCAAUGGAGAUUAAUUCUGUGAGGCCCGUAUUCCCAGAUACAUUGGAUGCUUUAAUGACGCUCCAUGAACACAUUAACUCGAGUGACGACAGGGAAGACAGCAGUCAGUCUUCUGUAGCAACUCCUAGUUCAGCAUCUUUUUCAUCAUCUUUGUGAAAUAAUGUAUUUAUACCUARAAUAGUCWAACUAUUUGAAGUGUAAAUAAACCUCAUGGUACUGAUCCUUUUCUGUGGAAUCGGGUUAAAUUAUUUGUAAUUCAAAUUAUGUAACAUAAUGAGUGUAAUAUAUUUUAUCUKAAAAGUCUGCAAUA
Messenger RNA from Diuraphis noxia (Russian wheat aphid), 864 nucleotides. Its product is annotated as DNA replication complex GINS protein PSF2-like protein. Gene Ontology annotation, cellular component: GINS complex; nucleus. Gene Ontology annotation, biological process: DNA replication; double-strand break repair via break-induced replication. NCBI's taxonomy places the organism in Eukaryota, Metazoa, Arthropoda, Insecta, Hemiptera, Aphididae. The record is from RefSeq and is a predicted model, not a curated record.